CUUUGGUGGCUGAAAUGAUUGAAAAUGCAGAAUGUGUAUAAACAUAGAUAUUGAUGAAGAUGGAAGGGAGAAGCUUGGUUUGGCUGGGACAGUCCUUGGUGGAUUACUGGCAUUGUUUGGUUGCAUUCUUAUGAUUUUAGCUGGAUUUAUCAAAAUAAAUAUUGAUGAAAAGUUAGUGUUGAUGCGAGGAUAUGAUCCUGAUGUGCUACCGUCGUUCUUACUAACUGUCGGAAUAAUCAUGUUCGUGACAAAUCUGAUCAUGGCUAAAGUUUGUUAUGAUUGUGGUUAUCCAGAAACGAGAGGGCGAUUCCAAAAUUUACUCAUUUUAUUUCUGCUGUAUCUUUUUGUGAUUAUAUGGUUUAUUUUUGCUGCUUCGAUGAUGUGUUUUUCACAUAGCAGUGAAAUCAAAGAUUCCUUGAAAGAAGGAAUAUCAAAAAUGAUGGGAGUGUAUCAUAAAGAACCGAAGAGUAAAUUAUUAAUUGACAGAUUACAACUGGACUAUCAUUGUUGUGGUAGUGAGAGUUACAAGGAAUGGUUAACAACAGCUUGGAUGAACAUGGAAUAUAUCAAUAUCAAUCGUCCAGAAGUAAAAAAAAAAUUAAAGGGUGGAGAACUUAUAACCGACAGCGCACCUUUCAGUUGUUGUGACUAUUUAUCACCAAGACCCUGCAUUCAUCACGAUUUAAACGACAAAAAUCUGCAUAUUCUUUUUGCUGACACUUUGUCAAAGAGAGGAUGUACACAUAUACUGAUGAACUACUUUGAUAAUGUUGUCCUCCAGCCCUCUGGAUACUCAAUUCUGGUAGCCUUCUUCGUGCAGAUUGUUUUGAUGGUUUUAUUGAGAUUGAUUCAGACAUCUAUCCUUAAUGCUUGUGAAAUGGAGGACCCAGUGGGUAUAGGCAUUGCUUACAUUGUACCAGAAUGUCCAUGUGCAAUGUGUAAAACAGGAGAUCCAAUGAAAUAUGUCAAGCACGUUAAAAGUAUGUUAUUUAUUAAGACAGAAAAAAAAACAUUGGUCAAAUUUAUUAGUAAUGCUGGAAUUUUAUUUAUUUUUAAAGAGAAAGUAAAAAAGAAAAUUAAAGGUAAAGAGGACAAUGAUAAAACAGAAGAGGAUAUUGAUAGUGGAGAUGAUGAUGGCGGAGGAGGCGGUGGUGGUGGAGUCAAGAAAACGAAAGUCAAUAAGAAGGAAAACAAAGAAAAGAAGAAAAACAAAGAUAAGGAAGAAGACGAUGAUAAGUCAGAAGAGGAUAAUGAUAGUGGAGAUGAUGAUAGCGGAGGAGGCGGUGGUGGUGGAGUCAAGAAAACGAAAGUCAAGAAGAAGGAAAAAAAAGAAAAGAAGGAAAAGAAAGAUAAGGAAGAAGACGAUAAUAAGUCAGAAGAGGAUAAUGGCGGAGGAGGCGGUGGUGGUGGAGUCAAGAAAACGAAAGUCAAUAAGAAGGAAAACAAAGAAAAGAAGGAAAAGAAAGAUAAGGAUGAAAACAAUGAUAAUUCAGAAGAGGAUAAUGAUAGUGGAGAUAAUGAUGGCGGAGGAGGCGGUGAUGGUGAAGUCAAGAAACCGAAAGUCAAGAAGAAGGAAAAAAAAGAAAAGAAGGAAAAGAAAGAUAAGGAAGAAGACGAUAAUAAGUCAGAAGAGGAUAAUGGCGGAGGAGGCGGUGGUGGUGGAGUCGAGAAAAAGAAAGUCCAAAAGAAGGAAAAAAUAAAUAAGCAAGAAGAAGAUAAUGAUAGUGGAGGAGGCGAUGGUGGCGGUGAUAAGAAAAAUAAAAAUAAAAAGAAGGAAAAGAAAGAUAAGCAAAAAGAUGAUGAUGAUAGAGGGGAUGAUGGUGACGGUGGUGGUGGAGACAAGAAAAAGGAAGACAAACAGAAGGAAAAAAACGAGAAGACAAAGAAAGUUAAGGGAAAAAAAGAAAAGGAGGAAAAGAGAGAUAAGGAAGAGAAGGAAAAGAAAGACAAAGGAAAGAAAGACAAAGAAAAGAAAGACAAGGAAAAGAAAGACAAAGAAAAGAAAGACAAAGAAAAGAAAGAGAAGGAAAAGAAAGACAAAGAAAAGAAAGAGAAGGAAAAGAAAGAGAAGGAAAAGAAAGACAAAGAAAAGAAAGACAAAGAAAAGAAAGAGAAGGAAAAGAAAGACAAAGAAAAGAAAGACAAAGAAAAGGCAGAAAAAAAGCCGGCAAAAUCUCCGAAAAAGGCGGCUACCCCCAGAAAGUCUUCCCCUAGAAAGGCUUCCCCUGAAAAGGCUUCCCCUAGAAAGGCUUCCCCUGAAAAGGCUUCCCCUAAAAAGGCUUCCCCUAAAAAGGCUUCCCCUAAAAAAGCUUCUUCCAAAAAGGCUUCUUCCAAAAAGGCUCCUCCCAAAAAGGACAAAUCUCCAAAAAGCAAGAAAAAGUCUCUGAAAAGCACGAAAAAAUCCCCCAGAAGCAUGAAAAAGAAAGGCGGCGGUAGUGGUGACGACAGUGAUGGCGGUGGCGGUGGUGGCGACGAUGAUGGCGGGAAAAAGAAAAAUAAAAAAGACAAAGAAAAAGAGAAAAAAGACAAGAAAGAUAAGAAGAAAGAAAAGAAAGAUAAGAAGAAAGAAAAGAAAGGAAAAAAAAAAGAAAAGAAAAAAGAAAAGAAAGAAAAGAAAAAAGAAAAGAAAAAAGGAAAGAAAGAACAGAGGAAACAAAAGAAGAAACAAAAAAAAGAAAAGAGGAAACAAAAGAAACAGAAAAAGAAAGCAAAAAAAGCAGAGAAAAAGAAAGCAAAAUCUUCAAAAAAGAAGUCUCCUAAAAGUAAGAAAAAGAGGCCAAAAGCCAAGAAAAAGAGGCCAAAAGCCAAGAAAAAGAGGCCAAAAGCCAAGAGAAAGAGGCCAAAAGCAAAGAGGCCAAAAGCAAAGAGGCCAAAAGCAAAGAGGCCAAAAGCAAAGAGGAAGUCACCAAAAAGGGGGAAAAUGAAGAGGAGGAGGUAGACUUCGAUUGCAGAAAAAAAUGAUUAUUUCAUUUACAUCAAUA
Messenger RNA from Mytilus californianus (California mussel), 2981 nucleotides. RefSeq names its product DNA ligase 1-like. Lineage: Eukaryota; Metazoa; Mollusca; Bivalvia; Mytilida; Mytilidae. Gene Ontology annotation, cellular component: membrane. The transcript has 5 exons. Bases 32 to 2938 code for a protein of 968 amino acids. The record is from RefSeq and is a predicted model, not a curated record. Gene Ontology annotation, biological process: visual perception.